AUGUGCCCUCUCUGGAUUAACACCCUAGUAGUUUGGGUGUUACUAAUAGUGGUUGAUGGAGAUGCAAUUAAGCAGACAAGUGCUCCAUUAUUCCCCCACAAACCUUUCGUGGUGCUUUGGAAUGCACCCACAGAACAAUGCCAGCAACGGUAUAAGGUAGAUUUAGAUCUUGAUGUUUUUGACAUCAUAGCAAAUCCUGGUGAGACUUUGAAUGGCCCUAUAGUAACAAUAUAUUAUCACAAUCAAUUGGGCACCUAUCCCUACAUUGAAGACAAUGGAGUCUCCAUCAAUGGAGGUAUACCACAGAAUGAAAGCCUGUUCAACCACCUCAUCAAAGCUCGGUCUGAUAUUAACAAUUCCAUACCUAUGAAGUCAUUCCAAGGACUUGGAGUCAUUGACUGGGAAGAAUGGAGACCCCAGUGGAUUAGGAACUGGGGCACAAAAGAUAUUUACAGAAACAAGUCUAUUCAACUUGUACAGAUGAAGAAUUCUCAGUGGCCUGAAAGCAAGAUCAAGGAUACUGCUAAGGAUGAAUUUGAAAGAAGUGGGAAGAAUUUUAUGAAUGAGACCCUUUUCCUAGCCAAAGAAAUGAGAUCAGAUGGAUACUGGGGUUACUAUCUCUAUCCAGACUGCUACAAUUAUGAUUACAAGAAUAAUCCAACAAGAUACACAGGCAAAUGUCCACUUAUUGAAAUUAAACGGAAUGAUGAACUGCUUUGGCUUUGGCAACAAAGCUCUGCUCUUUAUCCAUCCAUAUAUUUGGAUGCCAUUCUGCAGUCAAGCCCAAAUGCUCUGAAAUUUGUACACUAUCGCGUUAAAGAGGCAAUGCGCAUUGCUUCCAUUGCUAGGACAGACUACGCCUUGCCCGUUUAUGUCUAUGGCAGGCCAUUUUAUUCCUGGACAUUACAGGAAUUGACAGAGGAGGACUUGGUCAGCACAAUUGGUGAGAGUGCCGCAAUGGGGGUAGCAGGAGUUGUCCUUUGGGGAAGCAUGCAGUAUGCCAGUACUAAAGACAACUGUGUGGCUGUGAAAAAAUAUGUAGAGGGUCCACUGGGGCAUUAUAUUGUUAAUGUGACUUAUGCAGCCAAACUGUGCAGCAAAGCCCUCUGUCAGAAGAAUGGAAGGUGUAUUCGUAAAAACAGUGAUUCGUAUGACUUUCUCCACUUGCCUUCUGAUAGUUUUAAGAUUUUAAUUGACCAAUCUCAGGCAGACAAAAAAGUCACUGUGCAAGGAAGUCUGAAGCAGGAAGAUGUACAGGCCAUGAACGACAAAUUCCAUUGUCAGUGCUAUCAGGGCUGGGAAGGACUAUCGUGUGAAACAUCCUCUUCCACAAACUAG
Molecule: messenger RNA, 1338 nt
Organism: Varanus komodoensis (Komodo dragon)
Lineage: Eukaryota; Metazoa; Chordata; Lepidosauria; Squamata; Varanidae
Product: hyaluronidase-like
Exons: 3
Coding region: 1-1338 (445 amino acids)
Biological process (GO): carbohydrate metabolic process; hyaluronan catabolic process
Molecular function (GO): hyalurononglucosaminidase activity
Source: RefSeq, a predicted model, not a curated record